Messenger RNA from Scylla paramamosain (green mud crab), 2556 nucleotides. Its product is annotated as zinc finger CCCH domain-containing protein 13-like. NCBI's taxonomy places the organism in Eukaryota, Metazoa, Arthropoda, Malacostraca, Decapoda, Portunidae. The transcript has 8 exons. The record is from RefSeq and is a predicted model, not a curated record. Bases 1159 to 2184 code for a protein of 341 amino acids.
CCCAGCCGUUGGCAGGAUGGCGCACAACAACCACAACGUCAGCGGCGCACCUACAGAGUGAGAAGAGAUAUUUCCGCUGAGUACGACGAUGCUGAGUUAUUGAAAAGAUUCAGAUUGGACCGUGCUGGUAUUGUUGCAGUGACUGAUAUAGUGAGAGACAAGCUGCAAAGUAAAACUGAAAGAAAUAGAGCCUUGACCCCUGAGAUGGUGGCCAUCACAUUACGAUAUUUAGCCACAGGAAAAAUGGAACAGUGCAGUUGUGAUGAUUUUGGAACAACGCAGCCCACUAUCAGCCGUGCAAUAUCACAGACAAUUGAUGCACUGGCUGACCCAGAAGUAAACUGGCAGUUCGUGGCUUUCCCUCACACCCAGCGUGAAGUGCAGCAAAAACAGGCAGAGUUCAUGCAAGCAACUCAGUUUCCCGGUGUUGUGGGAGUGAUUGAUGGCACUCAUAUAAGAAUUGUGUCUCCUCAUGUCGAUGAACAUGUACAUGUGAACAGGAAACGCUAUCACAGCAUAAAUGUGCAAGUAGUAUUUGAUGCUCACUAUAAGAUUCUUGACAUUGUGGCAAGGUGGCCUGGCUCAGUCAACGAUGCAAGAAUACUAGAUAAGUCAGCACUCAAACUGAUGUUUGAGGAACAACAUGUACCUGCAGGAUGCUACCUUCCCGGGGACAGUGGCUAUCCCUGCAAGCAGUGGCUCCUCACACAAGCUAAUUAUAACAGUUCCAGUACCUUACGAUGCAGCCGAGGGGACUGACGCCACCACUACCACAACAAGGGUUAUUCAAGUGGGAAACAUGCUUCAGGUGUUGCCCCAAGAUGCCUCAGCCCCGCAGCCCCACUUCCCCAUGAUAGUGCAGGCAGGGAAUGUCAUACAGGUUGUUCCAGCUGACAACAUGCAGGUGUUAGGGGCAGAGUUGGUCGGGUCAUGCAAGUGGUCGGAGUCCCAGGCUUUCCCCCGACCCCAGCCCCAGACCCCUGCCCCAGCCACCCCUCUCCCUGUGACCCCUGCCCAGUCAUCCCUCACCCCCUCCUGCCCCCCUGCGGUGCUGCCAGCGGGGGUGGCGGGAGGUGGAGGUGAGCCACACACACCUGGGUUAGCUGUGGCUUGGCUUAUCUCCCUCCUCAGCAGCAAAUCCCGAGGAUCAACGAGGACAUGGUGGACCCAGAGAUUGCAGCAGCAGCAAGAGAGAGAGAGAAGCAAGAGAGGAGGGAGAGGAAGGAGAGGAGGAGGAGAGAGAGAGAGGCCAGGAGGGAGGCACGUCAGAGAGAGAGGGAGAGGAAGAGGUUGAUUCUGUUACAACAACAACUGCAACAACAACAACAGUUAGCCAAUGAGGAGGGGGAGGGGCCGUCCUCUGAUGCUGAGGAUGAGGUAUUGUUCAGGGAGGCCAUGUCGGAGGUGCCGGUGGUGGGGUCGCCAGUUCCAGAGUACGAGGUGGAGGAGGAAGAGGAAGAGGAGGACGAGGAGGAGGCACGGAUGAGGAAGAAGAAAAGAUUAUUACCUGUAGCUCUCCCUCCAGCUGAUAAGGGGAUAUUAAUGAGUCCUUCCUACAGGUCAAGAGAUGAUUACCGGCCCAAGGCAGUGAAGUUUGCAGAUGGGGUGCUGCCAGGGGAGGGGACGUCACCCAGUGGGGGGGAGGAGAUCCACUCCCCACCACCCCCUACCCCCACCACCACCACCACUGCUACUACCACCACUGCCACCAGGAAGAAAGAGAAGAAGUUUAGAAAGAAGAGAAAGGUUAAAGUGAAGCUGAUCAAGCUGUAUACUGGAGACAAGGAUGGCAGCCACUCUCCCCCGCCCCCUCCAGGGUCACCGCCCCCCUUCACUGCACUGAAGUUGUACCCAGGCUACACCCACUACACCUUCACAGCUCCCAGCACUGCAGUUAUAUACACACAGCCUUCCCCACAGCAAUAUGCUUACAACCAAGUGGCAGCCAUUCCUGGGGGGGUCGUGGUGGCCAACCGGGGGGGAGCAACGACCCCCACCAACCCCCCCACAGGGAUGUUCAGUUAUCCUGGGUAUGUGUACACCACCCUCUACUCCCCUUCCCCCUCCCCUGCCCAGCCCACCUCCCUCCAGUAUAUUCUUCCAGCAGCAACAGCAGCAGCAGCAGCAGGAGCAGGAGGAGGAGGUGGAGGAGGAGGAGGAGGGGCCAGGAGGAAGGAGGAGUGAGGAAGAAGAGGAGGAGGAGAAAGAGGAAGAAGGAUUGUCAGCAAGAGAAGAGGAAGAGGAGGAGAGGAAUAAGGAAGAGAAUGACUUGAUAUUUCUCUCUCUCUCUCUCUCUCUCUCUCUCUCUCUCUCUCUCUCUCUCUCUCUCUCUCUCUCUCUCUCUCUCUCUCUCUGUCUGUGUGUAAGAUAAAAUUAAUUAUUCUUUAUUAUUAUUAUUAUUAUUAUUAUUAUUAUUAUUAUUAAAGAGCAAAUAGAAUAGAGAAGAAUAAAGUUAAGAAUUUUGUUAUUAUUAUUAUUAUUAUUGUUAUUAUUAUUAUUAUUAUUAUUAUUAUUAUACAUUUGUUUCCUUGUAUAUAAAUAAAAUUGUAAUUGUGA